This is a messenger RNA of Strongylus vulgaris, 465 nucleotides long. Lineage: Eukaryota; Metazoa; Nematoda; Chromadorea; Rhabditida; Strongylidae. The record is from the annotation of a GenBank genome assembly.
AUGAUUCUGCAUCAGUUUUUGUCAGCUGGGAUGCUGCUGUACUACUUGGCAGCUAUAUUCAAAGGUCUUCAUCCACGGGUUGACGACGACUUCGUUGACAAGCUAAACUAUCAUUACACAUCAGCUAUAAUUUUCGCCUUUGCGAUUAUUGUCUCUGCGAAACAGUAUGUUGGCUAUCCUAUCCAGUGCUGGGUACCGGCUCAGUUCACUGAUGCAUGGGAACAAUACACAGAGAAUUACUGUUGGGUUGAGAACACUUAUUACCUGCCUCUUACUAGCGCUUUUCCUCUUGAAUAUGGAGAUCGAAGGGCACGCCAAAUCAGCUAUUAUCAAUGGGUGCCGUUCGUUUUAGCUUUGGAGGCACUCUGCUUCUACAUUCCGUGCAUAAUGUGGCGCGGACUUUUACACUGGCACUCAGGUUUGUAUUUCUGGAACUUCAAAUUCAACAUAAUGAAUGAAACGUGA